Knipowitschia caucasica is the source of this 2607-nucleotide messenger RNA. The record is from the annotation of a GenBank genome assembly. Lineage: Eukaryota; Metazoa; Chordata; Actinopteri; Gobiiformes; Gobiidae.
AUGGGGCCAACUGAGGAGGCUAAUAGGAGUGAGAUCGUGGUGGCGGGGAGAGCCAGGUGUAAGGAGGAGGUCCUGGCUGAGGCCACUGCCUUUGUGAGGCAGAAUGGAGGGAAUCCUGGAGACCAGUCCCUGGUUCUGGCUCACUGCAAGAUCCAGUUUGGAAAACACCAGGGCCAGAGGUUCCUGUGGCUGCUGGAGAACUCACUGGGAUACACCUCGCAGAUCAGGGAGGUAGGGGAGGCUGUGGAGGUGUACCAGAAAAAACAGGCCAUGCUGCAGGAGGCCCAGAGGACGGGAGACUCUGGUUGUCUGAUGGUGGAGUUUGGUGACUUCAAGGCCACUGCGGCCUCGAGAGGCCCUGCCCUGGCCCCACCUCGUGUUCCAGGCCCUGCUGCUGCUCCUGCUCCUCCAGCAUUGUGGACCCCUGGCCAGGUGUCCCAUCCGCCUGCAGAGCUUCCUGGGUACUGGAAGGAGCAACUUCUAUCUUUCCAGCAGGACUGGAUCAGGAAGACUCUGUUCAGGGCCAACACAAAAACAGGGAAGCCUGAGCUGACGCCACAUCCCAACUUCUGGUGGUACCCUCCCCAGCCCCCGACCGUCUUCACCCAGCCCCCUGCCUCUCCUGAUAUCUUCUUCUGCCGCCCCCUGUUCCUCUGGAUGCCGCUGAAGAUGUGGUCCAUUCCACUUGUCUGUGUCCAGCCAGCCUGCAGUAACCACAAGCUGACAGCUGCUGGCAUUUACCGCACUGUGCGCAAGGUCCUGGACAUAGACGGGUGGUAUGACAUGGCCACAGAGUAUCUGGAGUGCAAAGGGUGCAAGAAGAAGUAUCCAGCCUGGUCUGAAGACAUCCUGGGACAGCUCGACAUGGGACACCGCAGAACAUUCCCCGCCAUCCUGACAUACAGGUACUCGUGUGACUACCGUGUAGUCAUUAUGAUGCGGGAGAGGACCCGGGGCAACAGCGUCACGCAGCUUCACAAAAAGCUGCAGGAGCAGCACACCUCAGCGUGGUCACGGAGGACGCUGAAGUACCUCACUGUCUGUGAGCCCUUCACAGACUCCUCCAUCACUGAGCCUCCAGUCUUCUCUGCACCCCCGCCCCUCCCACCCAUCCCCAAACCCAAGUGGCUGUUGUCUGUGUAUGCCAGGGACGUCCUCUCACGGCUACCGGAGGUCAAGGCCAAAAUAACUUCGGUCUUUGGGUCUGUCCUCAAGAUGGACUCCACCAAAAAGGUCACUAAAAAACUGGCCGGUGCUGCUGCCAACACUGCUGGUUGGUGCUCUAAUGUGGGCAAUGAGCACGGCCAGGUGUUGGUGUCAGUGCUGACAGCGGCAGAGGGGCAUGGACUGUGGCCCAUGGCGGCGGGGCUCAUGAAGAGGUACAGGGAGGCGGGAGUGGCACCGCCCGCCAUCAUGUACGUGGACAGAGACUGCUGCAGCCCACACGCACACGGACAGUCGCAGGUCAGAGCCAUGUUUGCAGAGUGGGAUGAGCUCCAAGUGCGCCUGGACAUCUGGCACUUCAUGCGGCGCUUUGCGGCAGGCGUCAUCACAGAGGCUCAUCAGCUCUACGGCACCUUCAUGACUCGGCUUUCCAGGUGCAUCUUUGAGCUGGAUCCAGAGGAUGUCGCUGCCCUUCGGCUGGCCAAACAGGGGGAGCUACAGGCCAGAGGAGCUGGUCCAGUCUCAGAGAAGGCCCUGGAUAAGCUGAUCACCAGGAAGGAGUUGUCGCUGCACUGUCGCAAGCGCACCAGAGGAGUGGAGGAGACCACCAGGAGGAUCAGGGCGCUCAUUGAAGAGAUGGACAGUGAGAAGGGGAGGGACACUCUGGGCGUACCACUGCUGGACCACGAGCGCAUCCAACAGGUCUGGAUAGACCAGCAGAGGCACAUUGCCUGUAUUGAGGAUCCAGAGGGCUUCCCUCUGUACCAGAAGACAGGCACACUGAAGAAGGGUGGUGUGGAGCUCAGAUGCUACCGGUGCGCUCGUGGCUCCACCUCUUUGGAGUCUUUUCACCUCCACUUGAACCGCUUCAUCCCAGGGACCAGUGCCAGUGAUGCGCAUUUCCAGGCCUAUCUCCUGGAAGGCCUGAUGCGCUGGAACCAGGACCGUAUGGAUGAAGCGGUGGGGGGAAAGACUGACCUGAGGACCUACAGCAGCGCUGAGAGGGAGGCCAUGGACCGGCUCAGCCGAAAAGUGCUGAAGACGUCCCUGGAUGAGCACUACCAGCCUCCAGGGGCUUACACGGGAGAGCUGCUCGGGAUGGAGUAUCUGUACAGUCAGUCUGGGAAAUCCCUGUCUGUUAUGGAUAACCCGGAGGAGGAGGAUCGGCUGGUGGAGCAGAUGGACGAUGAGGUGGUACAGGACGAAGGCUUCGUUGAGGAGGAACCAGAGGACCUCACAGUGCCAGUCCUCUAUGACGCCAUUGAGACUGUCCCAGUCCACAGCAGUGGCUCCCAGGCCUUCAACCCCUGUCCCUCCGCACCGGGACCAUCCUCACUGCAGCCACCCACAUCCAGUCAAGGACAGCUGCGCCCUACCCAUCCUCCUCAGCAGUCUCCCCAGCUGCGCCCUGCCCAGCCUCCUCUGCACCAGUCGUUUAUUUGA